AAGAGAAGAGAAGGAGGGAAAUGAGAUUUAGAUUUUGCCCUAAUCUGAAUUGGAACAAUCUCUUAAACAAAGCGCGCGACUUGGUCUGUGUUGGACUCGCUUCCGCCACUUCCACCGCCACUUUCGCCACCUCCACCGCCCCUUUCACCACCAUGAGUGACAUUCAGAUCCAAAAAACGAAACUCUGCAUCAUCGGUAGUGGUCCCGCAGCUCAUACCGCCGCCACCUACGCCGCUCGCGCCGAGCUGAAACCCAUUCUCUUCGAGGGUUGGAUGGCCAAUGACAUUGCUCCCGGCGGCCAACUCACCACAACCACCGACGUCGAGAACUUCCCCGGAUUCCCUGACGGGAUCAUGGGCGGCGAGCUCAUGGAACGUUGCCGCAAGCAGUCGCAGCGCUUCGGCACCGAGAUCUUCACCGAGACAGUGUCCAAGGUCGAUUUCUCCAAACGACCUUUUAGGGUUUUCACCGAUUCCAGAACCGUCGAGGCCGAGUCCGUCAUCGUUGCCACCGGAGCCGUCGCCAAGCGGUUGCCGUUCACCGGCUCCGGCGACGGUCCCGACGGGUAUUGGAACAGGGGGAUCUCGGCUUGCGCGGUGUGCGACGGUGCGGCUCCUAUUUUCAGGAACAAGCCGCUGGCGGUGAUCGGCGGUGGGGAUUCGGCCAUGGAGGAAGCCACGUUCCUCACCAAGUACGGUUCCGAAGUGUACAUUAUUCACCGGAGGGACAAGUUUAGGGCUUCGAAGAUUAUGCAGAACAAGGCGUUGAGCAAUCCGAAGAUCAAAGUUAUAUGGAAUUCGGCGGUGGUUGAGGCUUAUGGGGACGGAGAUAAAAAGAGAGUUCUAGGGGGGCUGAAAGUGAAGAAUUUGGUGACGGAAGAGGUGUCUGAUUUGAAGGUGUCUGGGUUGUUCUUUGCAAUUGGGCACGAGCCUGCCACGAAGUUCUUGGAGGGUCAGCUUGAACUGGAUUCUGAUGGGUACGUUGUGACAAAGCCAGGGACCACAAAGACCAGUAUUGAGGGAGUGUUUGCUGCUGGGGAUGUUCAGGACAAGAAGUAUAGGCAAGCUAUUACCGCUGCUGGCACUGGGUGCAUGGCAGCUUUGGAUGCAGAACAUUACCUGCAAGGGAUUGGUUUGCAACAGGAUAAGACUGAUUGACUAGCCAGGGGGUAUCCGGUGUUCAGAAGAUGCUUAAUUAGAAGCAACGUUUAAUUUUCAUAUAAGAAUGGAAAAAGCUUUUUCUGUACCUGCUAUAAUCUUUAUUUGUGCGUUGUGGUCAUAAUUUGAUUGCUGAGAUAGACUUGCAUUAUUUUAGAAGCAACGAAG
Molecule: messenger RNA, 1325 nt
Organism: Gastrolobium bilobum
Lineage: Eukaryota; Viridiplantae; Streptophyta; Magnoliopsida; Fabales; Fabaceae
Product: thioredoxin reductase NTRB-like
Exons: 2
Coding region: 21-1157 (378 amino acids)
Biological process (GO): removal of superoxide radicals
Cellular component (GO): cytoplasm
Molecular function (GO): thioredoxin-disulfide reductase (NADPH) activity
Source: RefSeq, a predicted model, not a curated record